GCUACCUGCAGCAGACCGUUGUCCAUACCGCGGUAUACACGAGUCCAGAGCUCCUCUUUUCCUCACCCUUUGGUCUUGUUGCCACUCUCCGCCCACGCUGCCACCACCACCACCACCAACCUUUCCUGGUACAACCUCAUCUUGGAUCACCACAGCGAUGAAAGUGCACUUCUUCCUCGUGGCGGCCAUGCUGUGUCUUGUGCAGACAUCGGAAGUACUGGCGCAAGACACCGAGUUUUCCUACAGUACGAACGCUAGUCUGGGGUGGCUGCAGGAGCUCUCCUCCGGCAGCCUGCAGCCUCUCUCUCGCAGGCGACGAGGACUCGCUCUCCCAUUUGGAUCUAACUUUGAGAUUAAAUGGUCGGUUAAUUUUCCCUUCGAGACCUUCACCUUAUACAAAGCCAGGGUGCAAUUUGCAAUUCCCAUCAAGUUUGGGAUUCCACAAGACAUCGCAAUCGCAGACCCCAAUAGGCGGACCCCAGACGUUGAUUACCAAGACCUGGAGUUUGCCGACAGCAGCGCCGCGGGACCCUUCGCUUACUGGUAUCAACCAGUGCACAACAACCAGUCCCCCUACAGCCACCAGCCCCAGUACAGCCACCAGCCCCAGUACAGCCACCAGCCCCAGUACAGCCACCAACCAGAAGAGUGGCACAAAAUAUCAAGACGCGCCGCCCGCCGGGAACGGUUGUAUCUUUACAAUAGCCUCAUGUCAAUCUUCAACAAAGCCGGGGUGGACGGUCGCAGCUGCCUCCUGAGGACCAUUUGUGAGGUGGCCGAGGCGCCCUUCGACCAGGGCAUCGUCGGGGAGAUGAUCAACGACCUCUUGACAGCGUCAUUGGCAGGUCGAGGAGACACUAAAGAGGAGAAAGAGGAGUACGACCACUUUAUUGAGGCAGAGCUGCACGGCAAACUGAACGGCGAUUGUGAGAAGCGCUUCCACCAGUGCCAGAAGUCUCUGUUUGACCUCCUCCCCUUAGCCAUCCAGAACGCCAUAUAGUCCCCGUGUUCUUCAACUUCUUCCAUGUUGUCUGUUGGGAAUAUCGUCUGGUCAGGACGUCAUCUCUGGGAAUAUCUCUCAGUAAACACACUGUCUAGAGGGGUACAUCGUCUGGUAAAGACGCUGGGUAGAGGAGGACUUCGACUGGUAAGGACAUCGUCUACAGAGACAUCAUCUGGCAAAGGCGCUGGGAGGGAGGAAAUCAUCGGGGGAAAACGCCAAGCCAUUACGAUUAUAUAGCACUGGGA
Molecule: messenger RNA, 1248 nt
Organism: Procambarus clarkii (red swamp crayfish)
Lineage: Eukaryota; Metazoa; Arthropoda; Malacostraca; Decapoda; Cambaridae
Source: RefSeq, a predicted model, not a curated record